GGAGCUGGAAUCACCUGAAGCUCCCAAGACUUGAAGACAGAUCCCCGGAGGAUUCAGCACCUGUUCAGCCUAAUUGCAGCCUCUGUGGGCAUCUAGAACUGACUCAUCUCUGCUGUUUCCUCUCACUCUUCUGUUUACCGACCUCAGAAUAGUCCUGUUUAGAAGCCCUUUAAAACCAAAAUGCUGAUUGAUUCUUUCUGCUACAGAGGGAAGGAGAAAAGAAGGGAGGAAGAAAGAGAAAUAGAGAGAAGGAAAAAGAGAAGGGGAAGAAGAGAAAAAGGAAGGAAGAGUUUGAAACGGAGAGAAAAUCUUGGAAGUGUUCCAUUGCCGUGAGAGAGUGGAAGAGAGAGAGAGAGAGAGAAACAUCGAUGUGAGAGAGGUACAUCAAUUGUCAUAUGUCCAGGGAUCAAGCCUGCAAUCCAGGCAGACCCCAAAUGUGGCAGCUUCUAGCAACAGCAUGCUGGAUACUUCUUCUUGCACCUCUAUAUGGUUGUCACAAGAAAGGAAGCACCACAAAUCCUGAAGCUCAUAUGAAUAUUAGCCAAGUCAUUUCGUACUGGGGUUAUCCUUAUGAAAAUUAUGAUGUUGUGACAAAAGAUGGCUAUGUCCUCGGAAUUUACAGGAUUCCUCACGGGAGAGGAUGUCCAAGAACAGAUCCAAGACCUGUUGUGUAUUUGCAACAUGGCUUAGUUGCAUCUGCCAGUAACUGGAUUUGCAACUUGCCCAACAACAGCUUGGCUUUCCUUCUAGCAGAUACUGGUUAUGAUGUGUGGAUGGGGAACAGCCGGGGAAAUACCUGGUCCAGAAAACACUUGAAAUUCUCACCCAAAUCACCAGAAUUCUGGGCCUUCAGUGUGGAUGAGAUGGCUAAAUAUGAUCUUCCAGCCACGAUUGAUUUUAUUGUAGAGAAAACUGGACAGGAGCGACUCUUCUAUGUGGGCCACUCGCAAGGCACCACCAUCGCUUUCAUAGCAUUCUCUACAAACCCAGAGCUGGCUAAAAGGAUUAAAAUAUUUUUUGCAUUGGCUCCAGUCAUUACAGUGAAAUAUACCCACAGUCCUCUGAGAAAAUUAACAAAUCUUUCCAGAAAAGGAGUCAAGGUGUUAUUUGGUGACAAGAUGUUCUCUCCUCAUACAUUUCUUGAACAAUUCAUUGCCACCAAAGUGUGCAACCAGAAGCUAUUUCAUCGUAUUUGCAGCAACUUCCUAUUUUCUUUUUGUGGAUUUGAUCCAAAAAACUUAAACAUGAGUCGCUUGGAUGUUUAUAUGGCACAGAGUCCGGCAGGAACAUCUGUUCAGAACAUGCUACACUGGGCCCAGGCGGUUCAUUCUGGUCUGUUCCAAGCUUUUGAUUGGGGAAACCCUUAUCAGAACAUGUUACACUUCCAACAGUUUACACCUCCCUUAUACAACGUUACUAAGAUGGAAGUGCCAACAGCAAUGUGGAGUGGUGGACAUGACAUUGUGGCUGAUCCCAGGGACAUUGAAAGUUUACUGCCGAACAUCACCAGACUUAUUUAUUACAAAUGUAUUCCACACUACAAUCAUGUGGAUUUUUACCUUGGACAGGAUGUGACCCAGGAAAUUUACCAAGACCUAAUUAGAAUGAUGGAGGACUAUUGCUAAAAUUAAACACACUUACCUUUUUCUAAGCACCAAGUUUCCAUGAUAAUAAUGUGGCACACAGACCCAAAGGUGACCCCUCCAAUGAUUUUGACCUCCUCAUGUCCAUGCAUUUGUGUGGCUCACCUUCCUUGAGUUAGGGAGGCACCUGAGACUUGCUCCUAGAAUUAGCAAAGGUGAUGGGAUGGCAACCCUUAAUUAGAUUAUGUUUAUGGCAAAGGUGCUGGGAUGUCAUUCUCUGAUUACUUUAUAUUCUGUAAGAAACCAUCUUAGCAGACUGGAGCAAGAAAUUCUCCCUGUUGGCCUGAUGAAGUAAGCAGCUAUGUCGAGGAAACCCACAUAGAAAGGCAUUGUGUCUGGCUUCUAGGAUCUGCAGGUGAUCGCCAGCUAAUAACUUGCAAAGAAUCAGGACACUCAGUCAUAAGACCCUAAGGCAGUGGUUCUCAACCUUCCUAAUGCCGUGACCCCUUAAUACAGUUCCUCAUGUUGUGGUGACCCCCAACCAUAAAAUUAUUUUCAUUGCUACUUCAUAACUGUAAUUUUGCUACUGU
This is a messenger RNA of Myotis lucifugus (little brown bat), 2173 nucleotides long. It is a transcript of the gene LIPK, whose product is annotated as lipase family member K. Gene Ontology annotation, biological process: lipid metabolic process. The record is from RefSeq and is a predicted model, not a curated record. Gene Ontology annotation, cellular component: intracellular membrane-bounded organelle. The transcript has 12 exons. Gene Ontology annotation, molecular function: hydrolase activity, acting on ester bonds. Bases 396 to 1625 code for a protein of 409 amino acids. Lineage: Eukaryota; Metazoa; Chordata; Mammalia; Chiroptera; Vespertilionidae.